This is a messenger RNA of Frieseomelitta varia, 6818 nucleotides long. RefSeq names its product cilia- and flagella-associated protein 298. NCBI's taxonomy places the organism in Eukaryota, Metazoa, Arthropoda, Insecta, Hymenoptera, Apidae. Gene Ontology annotation, biological process: regulation of sodium ion transport; regulation of cilium movement. The coding region runs from base 409 to 1479 and encodes 356 amino acids. Gene Ontology annotation, molecular function: sodium channel regulator activity. The record is from RefSeq and is a predicted model, not a curated record. The transcript has 6 exons.
UCUGUCUUUCUGGUUCUCGUCCGGUCCCGAGAGGAUUGUGCUUCAGCGGAAUCAGGCGGAAUCAUCUCGGUUCGAUCGAGGCGCGGUGGUUCGCAAGAUCGCGCGACAAAUGUGCACGGGGGUGGACAGUGUGACAUAGUGCGGCGAAGUAGGCGACGAAGAGCGACGAGGAGGGAGGGAAAGGCGAGCGAGCGAGGAACGCGGGAAGAGGAGAAGGUGGGACAGGAUGCGGGGGCACAGGAAGAGGGCGCAGAGCCCCGACGAUUUCUCUUUUUCUUCAUAGGGGAUCGUUUCGCCUCAUCGACGUCGAACGUGACGACGGGCAGCGAGCACGCCGAGGACGACGACGACGACGACGACGUCAACUAGGUGCAUCCCUGAAACGAGCACUGCCGUUUGUUCUCCGAGAUGGCGGAGGAAAAGGAGAAGCAGACGUUCCUGCAGAAGCUGCUGUUCUACACAACAGCGUUCUUCAUCCUCCUCAGCACCUUCAGCCUCUUUGCCUUCCUCUUCUUGGUCCCCUUCGUCAUCGACCCCGCCUUCACCACCAUCUUCAUGCAGUUCGACACUCGGCCAGCCGAGUGCGUCACCAUCGACGUUGAGUCCAGGCGAGGUACGAGCAACUGCUCAUGGACAUCCUGUAGAGAGGGUUGCACCAAGGAGCUGUACGAUUGCACGCAAAUACGCGUCAACUACAAGCUACCGACUAAUACGUCCGAGGAUAGCGAUGGACAGGGUGAGGGAGGCGGAGCGGUAGGAGGUGUCGAGGAUGACGAAGACAGCACGACGAUGGGAAAACCGCGUUACGAGCGUUCACUCCGGGAGUACGAUUACGUCGAGGACCUUGACGAGGACUUCGCCGAGGACGACGAUGCUGGACUGCCGAAACCCUUCCCUACAGGGCUCAUGGGCAACGACUCCGAGUGGUACUUCACCGGGGCCAAGCUGUUCCCCAACGUAAAAGGCUGUGGAUACCCUCCAAUGCUGAAUUGCAGUAUUUUCUACCGGCAGUACGCCAACAUAGGGCAGAACUUUAGCUGUUACUACUCGAAAGUGGACCCCGGGAUAGUCAUCAGCGACCUCGACAUGUGGCAGGUGUACAUGAAUCUGGUGUACGCGAUGGCGAUUCCGAUACCGUCUUUCAUAAUCUCGGUGAUAUACCUCACCAUCGCCUACUUCAAGAUCUACAACGAAGAAGAGGUGGUCCUCGUGGGCGGCGAGGAGGGCGAGGACGGCGGAGAGGGCGAGGGAAGCAACGCGACACCCCUGCCACUGACGAGCGGCGCCCUUACACCCGGUAGCGAGGCUUUCAGGGAAGACCUAGCAAGCUUUGGGCAUCAGCUGAAAGUCGCCAUGGCUGACGACAUCAGCAGGGAAAGCCUGGACGGGAUACCCAACUCGUACUCGAUUCAGGGAAACUUGAGCAAGACGAUGACGACGAGUAUCUCGACUCCCCCUGGGCCGACGGCAGCAGUCUGAAGCGGCACUUUCAAGGUCUGAACAACAUCUCCUGGAAACCGCACUAAGGCGGGAACCGAAGAACAAGAGAUCUAGAAUAGACGAGAGAAGGAUCAAAGGAAAAGAGAAAUUUUUUUUCUUCUCUCUGCGUGUGUAGCUUUGCUCGAGUUACCGACCGCGAAUCUAGCCAAUAUUCACUCACCGACUACCAAAGAUGAAGGAACGAGAAUUUGAUGGAAACGAGAAUGAUAGAUUUAAAAGAAAAGGUCGCGAAACGGCGACCGGUAACUUCAGGUAUUCCCACGGAUCGAACUAACUAACGGUGUACGAUGCUCAACUGUGUAAAGGAAACGGGACGGUUCGUUCACGUCCAAUUAAAAACUUAAAGAAAAAAAAAAAAGAAAAAAUAAAUGAAAAGAGAAAUGAAAGAGAAAAUAUAUAGAGAUAAAAAAUAUUCGUCGGCGUUCUCUCCUCGUAGGCGGUGGAAACGAAAAGAAAGAUAUUCGAAUUGAUACGGAACGUGAUCCACAGAGUGUGCAUUGGCAAAGGAUACGAAAAAAAAAAAAAAGAAAAAGAAAAAAGAAAAAAAAAGAAAGGAAGAGAGAGUGUUUUAAUAAUACGCCACAACGCUAUCGCAUAUAAUACUGUCCCACACUGUGUGCGCGCUAAUUAUUAUCCAAUAGAGAUAUAAUGAUAUUUUGUGACAGACUUUUUUCUACUCGACAACCGCCCGUGGUCGCGAGAAACGCGUGUUUAAAGAACGCGACCUCUUCUCGGGUCCGCUGAUCGAUAAAUCCGUCGGUGGCUCGUGUUUUUUAGCCUGGUCGAUCAUUGCCGAGCACCGAGGUCGAACGAUCGGCCGCUUGGCGAGGAUCCAACGUGGAUCCAACCCCGUUACAUUUGGAUUCGUUGCCGAUAUUCCGGACGCCUCUCGGGGUCUCGUCGUGUCGUAAAGGAUACUUCCAAAAUAUCAGAGGAGAGCUGUCAGGGAGAGGAAUUCCCCCCCCCCCCCCCCCCGAACGAUCGCGAGAGAUCGAUGCGAACUUACCACCGACUUGAAUAUAGAACGUACCGUUUUCUAAACUGCGUUAUCCCUCUUCUCGACAAUUUCACAAAUCCCCCCGCCUUCGAAUUUACUCGUUGCGCGAUACGUCGAGGAAAAAAAAACAUUGUAUACGCGCGUGUAUAUAAAUGUAUCUAAAUCGUCUUCGACGAUCGUGCUCAAGAUCCAUUCAAGGGAACACGAUAUCAGGCAGAAUUGUGAAAAUGUGUUUUCAACGGAUCGUCAUGUCGCGCGAUGUGUGUAAUGUCGGGAUAAUAUCGGGAGGGGAGGCAGAUUGUUUUUCACGUUGUUGAGAGUUUCUUCGGGGACACCCUGUACGACAUCGACACCCCGCAAUCGCGGUCAGGCGUUUGUUUCUUCGUGUGUGCAAUCUCGCGUAGUACUAUUUAUUCUCACGCGGAGGCCAGCGUAUAGAAGACGAAAUGGGGCGAGUGGGCUUUCCUACGGGUUGAACGUUCCAUUUAAUUCGAUCGCCGAGAGAGCAAAUAUAUGUAAAAAACGGUCACGCGAUCCGCUACUCCUCAUCGUGAUAGUAAGUCGAGCGAGAGUAUUCCUGCCCAUUUUCUCCGAUAGCACGCGCCCGAUGAAGUUAUACACACACACACACACAAGACACUCACACACAUACACGCGCGUUUAGUCCUUUUUUGCACAACUCUGGCUGACUCUGACUCUGGUUUACACGACCAAGAAAAAACGUAUCGUAUAAGAGAACGGGGGGACGGGGGAGGGGAGGGGGGAAGUAGAUAUGUAAUAAUGGCUGUCGUGACGAUCGACAGGCGGACGCUGAAGAGGAGAGAAACCGAACAACACGCGCGAACAACUCGGUCGCGUUUACUCACAAGUGGACUAAAAAAGAAAAAAAAAAAAAAAAAAGCUUAAAACGAGUAAAUUAAUGAAUUAAGAGUACCGUUACCAAGUUAACAAGUAUUACUAAGUUAAUCUGCUUGCUGUGUGAUCAUGACGCGCAUUCGAGAAACGCCACUCCACGUGCAUCGUAGAACGAAUACCAGAACCACACAUGUAUCGAUACACCGUCUCUCUCUUUCUCUCUUUCUCUCACUCACUCUCCUUCUGUCACAUACACAAACAUAUACACACACGCGCGCGCGCACACGUACACGUACACGUCCAUUUCACCGUGAAUCGUAAAUACAGUCGCUUCUAUCCGGGAGUAGUCGACGCGAUUCACCGAAACGUAAAACGGUGAACUUCAAAUUACGCUUCAGGGGAGGGGUGCGCCCUUCCACCAUCGAUUAUUCGAUUCCCGCGGUUUUUCCUUUCUUCUUUCGGCAACGGCGAGGGCAUUCGAGGCCGCUCGAAUAUGAUAGAAAAGUUACGUUCGGUUCGAAAAUCCGACGAUUGAUGGAGACGGCUGGUUCGCGCUGUUUCUGACUAGUCUCGGCUCGUACUACUGAGCUUCUGCCAAUUCGACUGAAUCAGCGGGUUACUAUAAGUAUAAUUAUAUAAUAUGAAUGUGUCUUAAGUGACAUUGUGAACGAGAAUGAUAAUGGAUAAUAAUAUAUUACGCGAGAUAUUAUUCUUUCAACGAUUCAAUGAUAUCAAUGAAAAUUGUCAACGAUUAGACGAUUACAUUCCCUCGCGAAACACUGUCUGUAUGACAGAUCCUGGAAUAUAGUCUGACAGAUCCUAUCUUUCAACUAGCAAAUAUGCUCAUGCUUCGAGAGAGCUCAAGAGAUAAAAUCCGAUGAUGUAUCGACGUUGAAAUCGAUGUUGCUCGCGGGCUGAAAAGAGCACCGUAACGAGCAAUAUUUUUAUCAAAACCGAUAUCAGUUCUUUAUCAAUGGUGCAACGCACAGCACGAAUCAGCCCUAUCCGAGGCAUCGUUUGCCGCGGAAGAAUACAAUUUUUCAGAGGUUGGUCGACAGAGGAUGGGACGGAAAGUCAUCGUUCCCGCUUUGUGUCUCUCUUUGGGCUGAAUAACAGCUGCGUGCAGCACACAGUCGGACGUUGCACGCAGCAUUUUCCAAAAUGAUUAUAGACCUCGAACAGCUGGCAGUCGUAGCGCAAGAGCGCAAAGAGAGAGAACUCAAGCCCGUGAUUACGUAAAGGAACACAGGGUGCCACUUGCGCAGAGGGUGAAACAAGUAACGCUGGUUUUUUCGCGGCCUCGUUGCUGCGCGUGAAUCGAUACCGGUGGCGCAGGACAGGCGAACCUUCAUCCCUGAGAUCGAUGGCAAAAAUUGAUGCUGAACGAACUUUACGGGAGCCAGUAACGCUCUCUAAAGUUCGUGUUCGUCUUUCCUUAAGCGAGUGGAACUCGGUUUAACUUGGCCAAUUGUUUCUCGUCAUUGUUCUAAUGACGUUUUAACGCGGUGAUUCGAAGGUAGUAGAGAAGCUUUCUGAGAAAAGGGCCGACAAGACAAAACGAUGUCGAUUGAAUGGAACUUAUUUCAAAAAGCAUGACUCGUUUAAUAUUAACUACGCUUGUUGCUUUUUCUGUAUUCGGAAGAGAAUAGAAACUUUAUGGCAACUCAACUGUUCAACUAAAAAGCGCACUCAACACAUUAACCAUCUUAUCACAGAUAGGUUCUUUUCUCAGAAAGCUAGUGAAUUUGUUAAUUUUCUAAAAUUAACAAAUACAAAGUAUUGACAGUACGAAGAUAUUCAAAGGAAUGAUUUAUGUAUGAAACGCAUAUUCCACGGUUGUAGAGGGUAUCGAUCAAAUAGUCGCACCCUGGGUACCAACGAAACUCGAAAUUGAUUUCUUACGUUUGAAGGCUUGAAACAACGUUAUUUUCGGCAUUACCGAGAGCAUAGAGUAUUCACGUAAACUUUCCUCACUUUCCGUGAAAGAAAAACGCGGAAGGUGAUUCACUAUGGUGCUUGAUUCGAGAAACGUUUAAAAUAACCGUGUGUUGUAAAACGUAUUUAACAUAGCAUCGAAUUACCUGAGAUGAUCUCCACGUGUGAUUCUCUCAUUCGACACGAUCCUUUGUCACAUUGCAAUUUUGCGACCGCGUAUUCAAUACACAGAUACACGCCACCGAACGAACACACGUGUACACGCGCACACGCACACAUAACAUACACGAACAUACACUGAUAACCUAUGGAAAGAAAUAAUAAUUGAAUUGUUUUUAUGGAUUAAGAACAAGUUGUCUGUGAUCUACAAUAAUUAAAAAAAAUAUUUAAUAAGUAUUAACAUGGUAAAUGCAUAAUUGACAUGUCGAUAAUGUCGAACGAAUCGGUUUAGGGAAUAAUAAAUAAUAAUAGAGAAACAAAAAUAAAAGCGAAAAGGGAAAUGAGGAAAACAGAAGUAAGAGCAGUCAGAUAUCGGAAUGAUCUCAAAUGUUAACGGAUAGAGCAAUAUAAUAGGGAGGAUGAAAAGGGGUGGGGGGGGAAAUGAUAACGAAAAAUGUUUGUCGCGUUAACGAUGUUACCGCAAUGGAAUUCUAGAGAAAAGAGGUAUAUUAUAUAUAAAUACAUAUAUAAACAUUAAAAUAAUAAAGAGAGAAAAAACAUAGAGAUUUAAAGAUGGAGCACGCCACACGUCUAAAUACUAUGUAAUCGCUGUUGUUAAUCAGUAAUAAUUCGCGAUGUAAGGAGAAGAGAGAAAAUUUAAAAAAAAAAACCAAUUUAUGCGCGUGCUGCGUUCAAAGUACCGAUUAAAAUACCAAAAAAAAAAAAAGAAUUAUAUAAAUGAAUAUAUAAAUAAAUAAAUAAAUAAAUAUAUAUGGCACUUGACCGUCGCGGCUAAAAAAAAAAAAAGUACAUAGGAUAGAUAGAUUUAUAGAAGCGCAAAAAAACACCAAAAAUCGUUCCUUCCACCCGCUCCGGCCGUGUAUUUGAUUAUCGAUUUUAAAUAUAUCGCAUCUCAUGUAAAAGUCAAAGAAAAGCUCUGCGAACUUGCAAGCGCACUUCAGAAUGCAAUUAGUAUGUCGUUUUACUAAAGAAACGGGGAUGAACAAUGAUGUUUAACCAAAUGAAAACAGAUGAUUAACGGCGGGGAGAGGAAUGGGAAUUACAGAGGAGAGAAAAGAACGAAGACAAAGAGAAUGUUAUAUAAAUGCCACAAUCACCGAGUAAUAAGUUGUUCAACGAGCGUUUGCGAAAGAUGUUCGAAAUAAUUUUUGUACAGUUUUGGCACACACGAGAACGUGCAACAUCGUCGUCUUUAUAUUUAUGUACAACAUUCAAUUAUUAUAAAUUUUCGAUAUUAUUACAAACUAUGAUCGAUUUCGUGUGAAAGUGUAUAUGGCUUUUUCUGCGGUUAACAAUAAAAUGUUGUCAAAGCUUUUUCACGAGAUAUAUAUACAUACAUAUUUCACUCAAA